Molecule: messenger RNA, 3212 nt
Organism: Glossina fuscipes
Lineage: Eukaryota; Metazoa; Arthropoda; Insecta; Diptera; Glossinidae
Gene: Appl
Product: amyloid-beta-like protein
Exons: 11
Coding region: 575-3109 (844 amino acids)
Biological process (GO): central nervous system development; axonogenesis
Cellular component (GO): neuronal cell body; membrane; neuron projection
Molecular function (GO): transition metal ion binding; heparin binding
Source: RefSeq, a predicted model, not a curated record
CGAAAAAAUUAAAAAUUUUAAUGUAUUAAAGAAGAAAAAAAAAAACCAAUAAAUUGCAAAAGAAAAUAUUUCGAACAAAUAAUCAAACGAGGCUCCCUUGGGUGAGUCAAGUGUUGUUUAAGAAAGGGGAACGAGAGAGCACAAAAGACAUUAAGAAUAUAAUAUAAAUUUAGUUUUCUUUGUUGGGGUGUGACACAUCGAAGAAAAAAAAAAACCCCAUUCAUUUCUAUAUAACAUUAGAGACAUUACAAAAAAAAAAAAAAACAAUUUGUAGGAAAAAUAUUUCAAAAAAAUAAAAUUAAUAUAAAUAAACGAAAGAAGACCGAAAACAUCUUCAUAUCGCUUACUCUUUGUAAAAAAUGCAAAAAAAUAAUAACAAAAAUAAGAAAUAAAUUCUUGGUGAGAAUAAAGUGAAGCGAAGACAAGCUUUACAAAAAAAGAAACAAAAAAAAAAAACAAAAAAAAAAAAAAAAGAAAAGACACAAAGGACUUUUAAUUUUCAACACGAAUUUAUUAUCAUAGACAAAACGAGUGACAAUUGAAUUUUUGAAUAUUUACUUGACUUUACACAAAAAUGUUAAGUUUUUGGCAAAACGUUUUCCUAACUAUUGUGGUCGUUAGCUUGUCAAACGUUCAGGCUGCUUCACCACGCUGGGAACCACAAAUUGCAGUACUCUGUGAAGCCGGGCAAGUCUAUCAACCGCAAUAUCUCUCCGAAGAGGGACGUUGGGUAACAGAUCUGAAUAAGAAAUCAUCGGGCUCUACAUGUUUGCGUGAUAAACUCGAUUUAUUGGAUUAUUGUAAGAAGGCCUAUCCCAAUCGUGAUAUCACCAACAUUGUUGAAUCAUCACACUAUCAGAAAAUUGGCGGCUGGUGUCGUCAGGGUACAUUAAAUGCAGCCAAAUGUAAAGGUUCACAUCGCUGGAUUAAACCAUUCCGCUGUUUGGAAGGACCCUUCCAAUCGGAUGCUUUAUUAGUACCCGAAGGUUGCCUCUUCGAUCACAUACAUAAUGCGUCACGUUGCUGGCCAUUUGUUAGGUGGAAUCAGACCGGCGCUGCUGCCUGCCAAGAGCGUGGCAUGCAAAUGCGUAGCUUUGCUAUGCUAUUACCAUGCGGCAUAUCAUUGUUUUCGGGCGUUGAAUUUGUUUGCUGUCCCAAGCACUUUAAAACCGAUGAAAUUCGUGUCAAAAAAACCGAUUUACCUGUUUUACCACCUGUCGAAAUUUCUAAUCCCAGCGAUGAUUUGGAUGACAUUGAUGAUGACAAUGAAUCCAAUUAUUCGAAAGAUCCGGCCGAUGACGAUGUAGAUGAUGACGAUGAAGAUGACUUAUUAGCCGACGAUGAGGAAGAUGAGAUGGCUGCUGAUGAGGCGGCUGCAAACGGUGAUGAUGCUAAUGCAGAAUAUGAUUCGACUGAAGAUAAUUAUGAUGAAGAUUCAGCAACGGAUAAUUGGGAUACGAACGGUAGCUCAAGUGGUGCAAAGCCAUCUCUAACUAAUAAUAAUAAUAAUAACAAUAAUAAUAAUAAUAACAAUGGCAACAACAAGGCCAAGAAAAGUGAUUCGAAGUCAUCAUCUUUGCAUAUGAUGAAUAAUGAUAAAUCCGUAGUAGAUUUACCUCAGUUACCACCUACUACUGGCCAACCCACGCCCGAUCCUUAUUUUACCCAUUUCGAUCCGCACUAUGAGCAUCAGAGCUACAAAGUAAGUCAAAAAGAAGCCCAACAGCGCCUCGAGGAAUCCCACCGUGAAAAGGUUACACGUGUCAUGAAAGACUGGUCCGAUUUGGAAGAGAAAUAUCAAGAUAUGCGUUUAGCGGAUCCGAAAGCAGCGCAAAGUUUCAAGCAACGUAUGACCGCUAGAUUCCAGACUUCUGUUCAGGCACUCGAAGAGGAAGGCAACGCCGAGAAGCAUCAAUUGGCGGCUAUGCAUCAGCAACGUGUUCUUGCCCACAUCAAUCAACGCAAACGCGAAGCGAUGACAUGUUAUACACAGGCCUUAACCGAGCAGCCACCCAAUGCUCAUCAUGUAGAGAAGUGCUUGCAAAAAUUAUUACGCGCUUUGCAUAAAGAUCGAGCUCACGCAUUAGCCCAUUAUCGUCAUCUAUUAAAUUCAGGCGGUGCUGGCGGCUUGGAAGCUGCCGCUUCGGAGAGGCCACGCACUUUGGAACGUUUAAUUGAUAUCGAUCGAGCCGUUAAUCAAUCUAUGACAAUGCUUAAACGUUACCCUGAGCUAUCCGCUAAAAUUUCACAAUUGAUGAACGAUUAUAUUUUAGCUUUGCGCAGCAAAGACGAUAUACCCGGUUCUUCAUUGGGGAUGAGUGAAGAAGCGGAGGCUGCCAUUUUGGAUAAAUAUCGUGUUGAAAUUGAGCGUAAGGUCGCUGAAAAAGAACGCCUCCGUUUAGCUGAAAAGCAGCGCAAAGAGCAACGUGCAGCUGAACGGGAGAAAUUGCGCGAAGAGCAGAUGCGUUUGAAAGCUCAAAAGGUAGAUGAAAUGCUCAAAUCAGAACAGGAAACCGCUACAAUGAAUAGCGAGGAAUCGAAGGAUGUCAAAGAAAUAACCGGUCCAGUGGAUACCGUAGAUCCUACCAAGUCAGUGCAUAACUACAAGGAAACCAGUAUGGAUGAAGAUGCUGAAGCAACUGUCAGCACCAAAACACAAACAAUCCUGCCCACUGUGGACGACGAAGCUGUACAACGUGCCGUCGAAGAUGUAGCUGCCGCAGUAGCUCAUCAAGAAGCCGAGCCACAAGUGCAACAUUUCAUGUCUCAUGAUUUGGGUCAUCGUGAAUCAUCUUCCGAUGCAAUUCCAUUGCAGAGUUUCUCGUUACGCAGGGAAUAUUCGCAUGCCGCAGCGCAUACGAAUAAAGAAGGACGCAACGUCUACUUUACGCUCUCAUUUGCGGGUAUUGCUCUUAUGGCAGCUAUAUUUGUCGGUGUAGCUGUAGCCAAAUGGAGAACAGCACGUUCACCCCAUGCGCAGGGCUUCAUUGAAGUUGAUCAGAAUGCCACCACUCAUCAUCCUGUGGUAACCGAAGAAAAAAUUGUACCGAGUAUGCAAAUUAAUGGUUAUGAAAAUCCCACUUAUAAAUACUUUGAGGUUAAAGAGUAAAGACACAAAAUACACUCAUAUAAUAACUAAAACGUAAGAAGAUGAGAACAUGAACGAAAGUAAAUGAGAGCAAAAGAAUGAGAGAAGAGUAAAUAAAUAAAAA